AUGUCAACCACUGCAUCUUCUUCCAUCCUCAGACGAGCUCUCCUCUACGUCCCAUCCUCCUCCCCCAAAUUCCUCGAGAAAUCCCGCUCCCUAACCGUAGACACCAUAUCCUACGACCUAGAAGACAGCGUCUCCCCCGCCCAAAAGCCCAACGCUCGCACCAGACUCCUCUCCUUCCUUUCUUCCUCCCCCCGGCCCCCCCACAUCACCGAGCUCUCCGUGCGCAUCAACGCCGUCUCCUCGGGCCUAGCCCUUGAAGACCUAACCACCAUCCUGCGCGCAAAGCACCUUGACGCCAUCGUUGUGCCAAAGGUAAACAAAGCCUCAGACCUGCACUUCAUAACCGACAUCAUCCGACACACGCUCCCCGAACCCAAGGAGAACCCGCUUAAGAUCCUAGCAUUGAUAGAAUCCGCAGAGGCAAUCACGAAUCUGAACGAGAUAUGCCGCGCGUCGCCCUACCUCGACGGCUUGAUAUUCGCCGCUGAGGACUUCGCGCUGGAUCUCUCGCUCACGCGAACGCCGUCUCUGACGGAAUUUCUGUAUGCGCGCUCCGCCAUUGCAACGUCGGCUAGGGCGCAUCAUUUGUCGAGUACGAUUGAUCUGGUGUGUACGUCGUUCAGGGGGGAGGAGGGCCAGAGGGUGUUGCGGGAGGAGUGUUUGCAGGGGAAGGGGCUAGGCUUUAAUGGGAAGCAGUGUAUCCAUCCGUCGCAGGUUGAGAUUGCGCAGCGGACGUUUGCGCCGGGUGAGAAGGAGGUGGAGUGGGCUGUGAGGGUUGUGGUUGGGGAUGAGAAGGCGGAUGUUAAGGGGCGCGGAGCGUGGACGUUAGAUGGUAAAAUGAUCGAUGUGCCUGUGGUUGGGAAGGCAAAGGCUACGGUGGAGAAGGCGAGGUUGUGUGGAAUGGAUGUUGAUGCUAUCAGAGAGAAAUGGAAAGAUCAGGAGCCGGAAUGA
This is a messenger RNA of Lachnellula hyalina, 951 nucleotides long. RefSeq names its product Citramalyl-CoA lyase, mitochondrial (gene CLYBL). The transcript is spliced from 2 exons. Bases 1 to 951 code for a protein of 316 amino acids. Lineage: Eukaryota; Fungi; Ascomycota; Leotiomycetes; Helotiales; Lachnaceae. The record is from RefSeq and is a predicted model, not a curated record. Gene Ontology annotation, biological process: oxaloacetate metabolic process. Gene Ontology annotation, molecular function: magnesium ion binding; catalytic activity.